CCUGUCACAUAAUGAUAAUACUUUUCAUAAUACUUUCAAUUUAACAAAAAAAUGAAUUUUCUUUCGGGUUCUCUUUUAUCAAAAUAUGGACGCGUGAAAUAUUGGAUGUCUGUAUGCUGCCUAGAUCGGAUCUCAGCAUCAAACAUGUUUAGUAAUAAAUACAAUAAAAAUCAAAGGUUGUGCAAUUUAAAAGAGGGUAAUAACCUACCUUGUCUUACAAUAUGCCCAAGAAGUAGUACUGGAAGCCUUACUUUGUACACUCAAGUGAGAUACAAAAACAAAAACCCACCACAUUUGCACCGCGAUCAUGUGUUUCCUAAUUUUGACUUUUAUAGAAAAGAUAAGUAUAAGAAUGUAUCACAAACAACUUGGGGAUCUGGAACUGAAAAGCAAGGAUACACUUAUGCGGUUGGAGCAUUCGGUUGGUUAUGUGGAAUGUAUGGUAUAAAAUCAGAAUUAAUUCAUUUUAUAACCUAUAUGGCAGCAGCAGCUGAUGUACUGGCUUUGGCGUCUAUUGAAGUAGAUAUCUCGAAUAUACCACCAGGACAAUGCGCUUCAUACAAAUGGCGAGGGAAGCCUUUGUUCAUAAAACACAGAACAGCUAAUGAAAUAGAAAUUGAGGGUCGCACUCCGCUAUCUGCCCUUAAAGAUCCACAAACUCCGGAACAACGGACACUUAACCAGGAAUGGCUCGUUGUAAUUGGUAUUUGCACUCAUUUGGGUUGUGUGCCCGUACCAAACUCAGGAGAUUGGGUAGGUGGAUUUUACUGUCCCUGCCACGGGAGCCACUACGAUAAUGUGGGCAGAGUAAGGAAAGGUCCAGCUCCAACUAACUUAGAAGUUCCAACUUAUAAAUUUUUAUCCGACAAUGUUUUACUUGUCGGCUAGGGAAUACAGAUUAAAUUAUUUUAAAUAUCAAUAA
Molecule: messenger RNA, 922 nt
Organism: Leptidea sinapis
Lineage: Eukaryota; Metazoa; Arthropoda; Insecta; Lepidoptera; Pieridae
Product: cytochrome b-c1 complex subunit Rieske, mitochondrial-like
Exons: 1
Coding region: 52-888 (278 amino acids)
Biological process (GO): mitochondrial electron transport, ubiquinol to cytochrome c
Cellular component (GO): membrane
Molecular function (GO): quinol-cytochrome-c reductase activity; 2 iron, 2 sulfur cluster binding
Source: RefSeq, a predicted model, not a curated record